UCUGCCUCGGCCCGGGCCGGCGGCGCCUCCCGCAGGCGCUCAUCGCGGGCGUGAAGAAGGGCGGCGCGCGCGCUGCUCGGGUACCUGCGGCUGCGCCCCGACGUCCGCGCGCUCGGCGCCGAGCCCCACUUCUUCAGGUGCUACGAGCGCGGCCUCGCCUGGUACCGGUACCACUUUAUUUCCGACAUGGUGGCCGAGGCUCGACCCCCAGGACGUGGCCUCCCGCAGCGGACUUUUCGAAACUGAAAACUCCCGGAAAGCUCUGGUUCGGGUCUCAGGGCCUGAUGCCGCGCACCCUGGACGGGCAGAUCACUGUGGAGAAGACCCCGAGCUAUUUUGUGACCCGCGAGGCCCCCCGCCGCGUCCACGGCGUGUCCCCGGACAUGAAGCUCAUCGUGGUGGUGCGUGACCCCGUGACCCGGACCAUCUCCGACUACGCCCAGAUGCUCUCCAAGGCACCCGGGCUGCCCAGCUUCCGCGCCCUGGCCUUCCGCCGCAGCCUGGACCCGGUGGACGCUGCCUGGAGCGCCGUGCGCAUCGGCCUCUAUGCCCAGCACCUGGCCCGCUGGCUGCGCUACUUCCUGCUUUCCCGCUUCCUGUUCGUCAGCGGCGAGCGCCUGGUCAGCGACCCGGCCAGCGAGCUGGGCCGCAUGCAGGACUUCCUGGGGCUCCCGCGCGUGGUCACCGCCGAGCACUUCUACUUCAACACCACCAAGGGCUUCCCCUGCCUCAAGAAGGCCCGGGGCGGCGGCAGCCCCCUCUGCCCGGGCACCUCCAAGGGCCGCCCGCACCCCCGUGUGCCCCCGGCCGCAGUCCAGCGCCUGCGGGCCUUCUACCGGCCCUUCAACCGCAGGUUCUACCAGACGGCCGGCCGGGACUUCGGCUGGGACUGACGGGGCCCGGCCAGGGGACAGGCGCAGCCCCCGCCGCCACCAGCCGCCAGCCCGCUCUGGGCAGAGGACGUGUGUGAGAAGUAAAGGCUGGGUCGGUUUCCUUCCACGUGGCCUCGAGGGUUGGCUGGUCUGCGGGCGAGGGGAGCGUGUGCCAGCUGACUCCAGGCCGGGCGCCUGCAGGCUCUGCUCCUCCCGCCUCCGCCCAGGGGGCUGUGGGUUGGUCCCACACCAGAUGAGGAGGUGAGGUACCGAGAGGUUGGGUGCUGCCCAGGGACUUGCGACUCAGCCCUGGGGACUCGGGGGGCUGCCCGCUGGCCUCAGCCCAGCCCUGGCAGCACAGCGGGCUUGUCCCCCUCUCCUGAUCAAGGAGACUGGGGCCCAGGGGGCUCAGCUACAUGGUGGGGUCCUGGCUGGCCGGCUCGGUGGGCAGUGGCUUCAUCCAAGCCCACUGGCCACUCCCUCCCAAAGCCUCGUGGAAUUGCCCUGUGGUGGGGGCCAGGGGACUGGGGGGGACAGUUCCUGGCAGAGCCCUGCUCCCCAUUGCUCACGGUUCCCCCUCAUCCCCCCAGGAGUGCCCCAGUUCUGCUGCCUUUACAGCCGCUCCCUCCCCCAGGGAACCAGGGCCCACCUGCAGUCCAGAUGCCUGCUCUGCAGCAAGCCGAGUCAAGCCAGGGCGUGCGAGCAGGCUGGGGUGCCCGGUCCGUCCCCAACCCCCAGGGCACGGGGCCCUCCAGGAGGGAUUUCCACCUGCUCCUGGUGCAGUGCUGUGGCCAGCUGCAGUGACCCACGGGGCUGCCCGGGCUGGCCUCAGGCCCUGGACUGUGGCUUUGGCGCCUCAGCUGCUGCUUGGAGUUCACAGCCAGGACUUGGCCCUGAGACGGCCCUUGCACCCCUGAGUGCAGGGAGAGGUAACUGUCAGUCCCCUAAGGACCGUAGAGGUCAGCCAUGGCCCCCGUCUUUGUCACAUGACCCCGUUGGUGGUAUGGACCCCGGGUCAGCUGAUGGUGCACCAAGAAAGGGGCGUGCAUCUCUCCAGCAGCCCUGGUACCCUUGCUCCGGCUGGUUUUCGGGGCCCAGCGGGUACCCUGCAGGGAGCUGUGUCCGGGCCCUGCCAUCCCAUGGUGGGCGGAUGUGGGUGAGAUGGACCUACGGUGCCUCCCAGCUAGGACCUUGGACAUGGAUGGAAGAGAAAGGGCCGGCCCGUGGGUAGUUUCCGGGCCUGUGCCUCCUUUAGGAACGUGGCACAGCUCCUUGGCCCUGGGUCCUGGGGUGGGCGGGAGGCAGGACAGCCUCUGUGCUGGCUCCCAGCCCGGUGCAGACGUGUUUCUCCUUCUCUCCUCCCUGUUCCCCACCCUUGUCCACCACCUCAGCCGGGUGGCAGGGGCCCUCCUCACCCUCACCCAGAGCCUCUCUCAUUCCCCAGCUGGUUCUCCACGGUGGCCAGAGGGGUGUCUCCAGAGCAAACCAGAGCCCGUUCUUUUAAAAUGCUUCAGCCCGGCCUGCUGCUCUUUCAGGGUGGGGAGCAGAUGCCUGACCACAGCUUUAAGGCCCUCUGAGUCACCCCCACCCGGCGUGACCCCCUUGUCCCCCGAUCCUGCCCCGCUGGCCCCGCUCAGCUUCCACCUGCCAGGCACUUUCUGACUCGCUACUUUCGCACACACUGUUCCCUCUGCCUGUAACGCCUUUUGGGAUGGAAGGUGCAGACCGCUGAGGUGGCCUUUGAAGGGGCAGCUGUGCUGUCACUCCGGGCUGUCCUGAUGUUCUCCCUGUAAUGCGAGUGAGCCGCCAGCGGGGCCUGCUUUCCGUUCCCUGACGUCUUCCUGGAUGUGGCUUUGAAGCCCAAGGCUGGGGUGCGGAAGGCUGACUCCGGGAGCAGCGCAGAGAGGGGUGGGGGCCACGUGUCCCACUCCCCUCACCCCGUGGAAACACGGCCUAACCACCACGGCCCCUGCGAGGUGCCCGGCUGCACCCCGGAACACCCCGAGUGCAGAUGCGGGGUCUGAGGGGCUGCAAGGGGGGCGGGGCUUCUUGGGAGG
Choloepus didactylus (southern two-toed sloth) is the source of this 2929-nucleotide messenger RNA. RefSeq names its product heparan sulfate-glucosamine 3-sulfotransferase 6 (gene HS3ST6). The transcript has 4 exons. The record is from RefSeq and is a predicted model, not a curated record. NCBI's taxonomy places the organism in Eukaryota, Metazoa, Chordata, Mammalia, Pilosa, Megalonychidae. Bases 285 to 893 code for a protein of 202 amino acids. Gene Ontology annotation, molecular function: [heparan sulfate]-glucosamine 3-sulfotransferase activity.